CCUAUCAGAGAAGAAAAGCAGUGUCUUCAUUCUUUCAUUCAUUCAUUGUUUCCGUCCGAUCAAAAUUCAGAGAUGAAUAAUCUCCGAUUCCGAUAGAGAUAGCAUUGAACCUCUCUCAGGUCUUCAUGGCGCUGAGAUCCGGCCGCCGGAAACUCUCCUACGAGAUUCUGAGCGGAAACAGCUCCGUCCAAGAUGAUGAAGAAGAAGCCGCAGCAGCCGGAGGAAUCUUCUACCGAUCCAACUCAGAUCCAAUCCGAUCUCACGCCGCCGCCACGCCGCGAAGAAAACGCAGGAAGAAGAAGCGAUCCGCCAUCCCCAACAGCUCCAUACCGGAGAGCGCCACCGCCGACGAAAACGGAUUGGAAUUCAAUUUCAGCCAGACGGUGCUGUGCUCCGUCGCCGACCAGAGCAGUUUCGCCGCCGCGGAAUUGAGGCAGAGGACUGUCAAUGCCGGCGCCGGAGGAGCAAGUUCCGACGAAACGGCGCCGUCUGGUGGUGGUUUUAUGGAAGGUGAGGCGAAUGCCGAGGAGGACAGCGCCGUCGAGUUGUCCACGGCGGCUCCGGUGGCUAAGCCGAACGGGAAUUUGGUUACGAAGUUGAAGACGGCGGAGUCGUUGGAUUGGCAGCGAGUCAUGGCCGAAGAUCCGAAUUAUAUGUGUUCAGUGGACAAGUCUCCACUGAAGUACUUCAUGGAAGAAAUGUCGAAUGGGAAUUCAUUAAGGAGCACAACAACACUUGGCAAUGAGAAAGAAAGAGAGAGGGUUUACGACACUAUUUUUCGCUUACCUUGGAGAUGCGAAUUGCUGAUAGAUGUUGGAAUUUUCGUGUGUUUUGAUUCGUUUCUGUCGUUGUUGACUAUCAUGCCGACGAGAAUUUUGAUGACCCUUUGGAGGCUUGUGCAUACAAGGCAGUUUAAGAGGCCAUCUCCAGCAGAGCUGUCUGAUUUUGGGUGUUUCACAAUAAUGGCUUGUGGUGUCAUUCUUUUGGAGCAAACAGAUAUCAGCUUAAUAUAUCACAUGAUUCGUGGUCAAGGAACAAUCAAACUGUAUGUUGUGUAUAAUGUGUUGGAGAUAUUUGACAAACUAUGUCAGAGUUUUAAUGGAGAUGUAUUGCAAACUCUAUUCAAUUCAGCAGACGGACUUGCUAGUUGCCCAACCGAAAACAUGGGAUUUUGGAUUUGGAGAUUUACUUGCGACCAAGCUUUAGCCGUGACUGCCUCAAUUCUUCAUUCAUUUAUCCUCUUAGCUCAGGCAAUUACUUUGUCAACCUGCAUCGUUGCUCACAAUAAUGCCUUGUUCGCUUUGCUGGUGUCCAAUAACUUUGCUGAGAUAAAAAGCAAUGUGUUUAAGCGAUAUAGUAAGGAAAACAUUCACAGUCUUGUAUACUUUGAUUCAAUAGAGAGAUUCCACAUUUCUGCUUUUAUCAUAUUCAUCCUAGCUCAAAAUAUUCUGGAGGCUGAGGGUCCCUGGUUUGAAAAUUUUAUUUUUAAUGCUGGGUUGGUAUUUAUCUGUGAAAUUAUUGUUGAUAUUGUAAAGCACUCGUUCAUUGCUAAGUUCAAUGACAUAAAGCCCAUCGCAUACUCUGAGUUUCUCGAAGACCUAUGCAAGCAGACAUUAAAUAUUCAACCAGAGGCUGCAAAGAAAAAUCUGACAUUUAUUCCUAUAGCACCUGCCUGUGUGGUCAUCCGAGUGCUUACUCCAGUAUAUGCCGCACACCUUCCGCACAGUCCCCUACCAUGGAAACUCUUCUGGAUUCUUAUCCUCUUUGCAAUGACCUAUGUUAUGCUAACAAGCCUCAAGGUGUUGGUAGGCAUGGGACUCCAGAAACACGCCAGUUGGUACGUCAACAGAUGCAAAAGGAGGAAACAUCAUCUACAUUAUGAUUAGUUCAAUAAGCAAAGCACAUUUCUUUUCCACAUCAGGUUCAGGUUCAGGUUCAGCUGAAACAUUUGUUCGAGAAACCUCAACCAACCAAGUUAAAAGUUGAGGUUGCCGAAAUUAUGAGUUAGACCAACAAAGGAGAGUGCAGUGCAUAGAUAGUGUCUCAGGAAAAGCAUAAGCUAGAGAAACCCAUUAUUGGUACUCAUUUUGGCUAGAAAAUCUAACUAUCCAAUUUUGAUAGGAAAAAGGUUACCUGAUACUCAGAACAAUGUGUAUAACAAAUGUAGUUUCAUUAUUCUUCUCUUUACAUAAGAAUCAACCAUAUAUCAUACAUUAUAUUUAAAAAAAAACAUAUAUCAUAGAAUUG
Molecule: messenger RNA, 2247 nt
Organism: Argentina anserina (silverweed cinquefoil)
Lineage: Eukaryota; Viridiplantae; Streptophyta; Magnoliopsida; Rosales; Rosaceae
Product: protein POLLEN DEFECTIVE IN GUIDANCE 1
Exons: 11
Coding region: 126-1886 (586 amino acids)
Cellular component (GO): endoplasmic reticulum membrane
Source: RefSeq, a predicted model, not a curated record